Salvia hispanica is the source of this 1493-nucleotide messenger RNA. Its product is annotated as WAT1-related protein At3g28050-like. NCBI's taxonomy places the organism in Eukaryota, Viridiplantae, Streptophyta, Magnoliopsida, Lamiales, Lamiaceae. Gene Ontology annotation, molecular function: transmembrane transporter activity. Gene Ontology annotation, cellular component: membrane. The record is from RefSeq and is a predicted model, not a curated record.
AUUUUUAACAUAAUGUUUAAAAAUUGUUGAAUGGCCGUCACUAAAUUCCGAAUCUGUUUGAACAACUUACAAGUUAACAUAACUAUCUAAAAUUGACCGGCGGCGAGAUGGGGCUGGCGGAGCACGCUGCGACGCCGUAUUUGGGGAUGGUGCUUGCCUCAACGGCGCAAGUCGGCCUCAUUAUCAUCAGCAAAAGCGCUCUUGCUUCUGGAAUGACUAAUUACACCUUCGUCGCUUACUCCAAUGCCCUCGCCGCCCUAAUCCUUCUUCCUCUAUCUCUCCUCGUUCACAGGUCAUCAAAUCGGCCGCCGCUGACAUUCUUGAUUCUUUGUGGAUUUUUUUCCUUAGGUGUUCUUGGAUGUUUGGCUCAGCUGACUGGAUACACUGGAAUCAGUUACACUUCUGCUGAGUUCGCCUCAGCACUACUGAAUCUCAUACCUGGAUUCACCUUCGUGCUUGCUGUCGUAUUCAGGAUGGAAGUGCUAAACUGUAGGAAUUCGAGUUUUCUAGCAAAAACGUUGGGAACGGUCGUCUCCAUUUCUGGCGCCUUUGUUGUCACUCUGUACAAAGGCCCUGAGAUCCUAACUUAUCUAUCGUCUCCUAAGUUGCAUUACGAGUAUAUUGGUGUAGUAGCAGCACAGUCAAGCUGGAUUAUUGGAGGGUUAUUCCUUGCUGCAGACUGUGUCGUAUCUUCAGCCUACAUAAUUGUACAGGCCUCAAUUCUUAAGAAAUACCCUGCAGAGCUGAUUAUAGUAUUCUUUUACUGCUUCUUUGCUGCCAUUCUGUCGACAUCCGUGUCUCUUAUUACUGAUCGGGACCUUAGUGCUUGGUCGUUGCAGCCUAAUAUCCGACUGAUUGCUGUUCUGUAUUCGGGAGUAUUUGGUUCUGCAUUCCAAGUCAGUGUAGCUGCAUGGUGUCUGCACAAAAAGGGUCCUCUUUUCGUUGCAAUGUUUCAUCCGUUGGGAAUUGUGAUAUCUGCUGUGCUCGGUGUUAUCUUCUUGGGCGACAUACUGUAUCUGGGAAGUUUGUUGGGGUCAAUUAUCAUAGUUAUCGGGUUCUACUCGGUGAUGUGGGGGAAGGCAAAAGAUUUAAAGGUGAUUGACAACAACACAACAAAUAGUGAAAAGGCCCCUCUUCUGCCCAUUGAGAAUGAGCGGACGACGUCGAUAGACGGAUCAUGAUGCCAUUCACUUACUAAUAUAAGGAGAGUUGAACAACCCAAAGCUGGAGAAGUCGAUGUACAUGUUCGAUAACCAUCUUUCCUUUCACAUGCAUGCCUCCUCAUCAUAUAGUAAAUGAUUUUCUCUUGUACAAUGUCAAAUCUCUCUUUCUUCGUUGAAUAUUCGUUGACGUUCGCACAUCUUGUUCUACACUGUAUGAGUAUUUUUGGUGAAUAUUUGGCUGCAGGUGAGAUAUUGUCUAAACAUGGAAACUUGGUCUUCAAACUCUUUGUUUUGAUUGGGAUCCAAAUCUUGUAUAUAUUAUUGUUAAAA